This is a messenger RNA of Rhizopus microsporus ATCC 52813, 1209 nucleotides long. RefSeq names its product glycoside hydrolase. Lineage: Eukaryota; Fungi; Mucoromycota; Mucoromycetes; Mucorales; Rhizopodaceae. Gene Ontology annotation, cellular component: extracellular region; cell surface. Gene Ontology annotation, biological process: glucan catabolic process. Bases 37 to 1161 code for a protein of 374 amino acids. The transcript has a single exon. The record is from RefSeq and is a predicted model, not a curated record. Gene Ontology annotation, molecular function: beta-glucosidase activity.
UAAAGAUUUAAUUAACCUCCUUUUCUUUUUUUUGUGAUGAGUAGCUGGUUGUAUUUGUUUACUCUUUCUUUAAUGGCUACUUUUGUAGCCACUUCUCCUAUCGAAAAGCGAGAUGGUACUGCUUAUAACUACUGGACAAUGAAGGCAUGGGGUGCCAAUUUGGGUAACUGGCUCGUUCUCGAACGAUGGAUGGACUCGACCAUCUUUGACAAAUACGCUCCCAACGCCCAAGAUGAAUGGACUUUCUGUCAGCAAGCAUCCAAUCCUGCUCAAGCCUUGCAAGACCAUUGGAACAGCUGGGUUACUGAAGAUGAUUUUAAGAAACUUGCAAGUGUCAAAGCAAAUCACGUUCGUAUCCCUGUUGGUUACUGGGCCUUUAUCAAACCCGACGCCGGUGAACCUUAUGUGAGCACUGGUCAAAAGGCCCAGAUUGAACGUAUUCUAGGUUACUGCAAUGCAUAUGGACUCUACGCUAUCAUCGACUUGCAUGGUCUUCCUGGUUCUCAAAACGGUGAAGCGCACUCGGGACAUAUCGGCUCUAUUGACUUUUACUCAUCAUACAAUAUCCAAAGAGGCCUCAAGACUGUCCAAGCGGUUGUCGACUGGAUGAAUGGUCUCAAUCCGACCCUAAAGAGCAGAAUUGCUUCCAUUGAAUCGGCUAAUGAACCUCGUACAAAUGACUCUCAGCUUGCUAUUCUCAAAGACUACUAUCAAAAGGCUUUCAAUAUCAUCAAUGCUUCUCCCUUCAAAGUCCCCAUGAUGUUCCAUGAUUCUUUCAAGGGCCUCAAUGCUUGGAAAGACUUUUUACCUGUUCCAGCAAAUGCUGUGAUCGAUCUUCAUCCUUACUAUGCUUUCCCUCCUAACAAUGAUCGUAACUCGAUCAUUAGUGGUAUCUGUAACACAAAGUCUGGCGCAUCUAGCUUUCAUCUGCCUGUCUUAUUUGGUGAAUGGUCUUUGGCUUCAGGUGCAGCUAGUGACGACUGGUGGUUGAGACAAAUGAUGGAUACUCAAAUCUCUGUCUACAAAGGUAGUGGUGCAGGUGGUACCUUCUGGGCUCUCAAGAACAACAUCAACUCCAAUGUCUGGUCCUUUGAACAACUGGUUGACCAAGGUAUUAUCAAUGAUGGUACCUUUUCCUUACACACCAAUUCACAGUGCUAGAGCACUAUGUUAUAAUAACUUAUAUGUCAUUUUGACCAAAUCAAAUAA